AUGGCUAAAGGUAAAGUGUUAUUGGUUCUCUACGCCGGCGGCGAAGCUGCUAGGGAAGAGCCCCGGUUGUUGGGUGCCAGUGAAAACGAAUUGGGCAUCCGCAAGCUUGUGGAGGACGCUGGCUACGAGUUGGUGACCACCACCGAUAAGGACCCCGAGCCGACGUCGACGGUGGACAAGGAGUUGACCGACACCGAGAUCAUCAUCACCACCCCGUUCUACCCGGCCUACGUGACGGCGUCGAGAAUUGCUAGGGCGCCCAAGCUUAAGGCGUGUAUCACCGCUGGUGUCGGGUCGGACCACGUCGACUUGGACGCCGCCAACAAGCGGAAGAUCGCCGUGCUUGAAGUCACCGGCUCUAACGUGCAAUCGGUGGCCGAGCACGCGAUGAUGACGAUCUUGGUGUUUAUCAGAAACUUCCUUCCCUCCCACCAGAUGGCCCUCGACGGCGGGUGGGACAUCGCACGGUGUGCCCAGCACGAAUACGACUUGGAGGGCAAGGUGGUGGCCACGGUGGGCGCGGGGAGAAUCGGGUACCGCAUCUUGGAGAGAUUGGUGCCGUUCAACCCGAAGAAGUUGUUGUACUACGACUACCAGCCUCUCCCCCAACAGGCGGUCGACAAGUUGAACCAGGCGUCGAAGUUGUACAAUGACGUCGACAAAAUCGUCGAAAGAGUGGAAAGUUUGGAAGACAUGGUCGCCCAAGCAGAUAUCGUCACCAUCAACUGUCCCUUGCACGCCGGCACUAAGGGAUUGUUCGACAAGAAGUUGAUCUCUAAGAUGAAGAAGACGGCCUACUUGGUCAACACUGCCCGCGGGGCCAUCUGUGUGGCUGAGGACGUGGCGGAAGCGGUCAACAACGGCACCAUUGCUGGUUACGGUGGUGACGUUUGGAACGUGCAACCGGCUCCCAAGGACCACCCGUGGCGUAAGAUGCACAACUCGUGGAACGGGGGCAAUGCCAUGACGCCCCACAUCUCGGGGACGUCGUUGGACGCUCAGAAGAGAUAUGCCGAUGGCGUCAAGCAGAUCUUGACGGCUUACUUCACCGGCAAGUUCGACUAUCGUCCCCAGGACGUCAUUGUCAUCGACGGUCACUACGCCACCAAGGCCUACGGCCAGAAGAAGUAA
Diutina rugosa is the source of this 1131-nucleotide messenger RNA. It is a transcript of the gene FDH1, whose product is annotated as formate dehydrogenase (NAD+). Gene Ontology annotation, molecular function: NAD binding; oxidoreductase activity, acting on the CH-OH group of donors, NAD or NADP as acceptor; formate dehydrogenase (NAD+) activity. Gene Ontology annotation, cellular component: cytosol. The record is from RefSeq and is a predicted model, not a curated record. The transcript has a single exon. Bases 1 to 1131 code for a protein of 376 amino acids. Lineage: Eukaryota; Fungi; Ascomycota; Pichiomycetes; Serinales; Debaryomycetaceae.